GAGAAACUAUUGGGAGGUAAAGAGAAAGAAAAGAGAAGUGAUGAGAGAGAAUGUAUUCAUCAUGUAAUGUGUAUAUCAAGACUUGAAGCUGUAUUUUCACCUUUGGCACCAGAUCCUCUGUUCCUCUACCCACCCAAUCAUAGCUCACCACCUCAUAACUUGUUGGACAAUCUUGCCCUUCUUUAUCACCUGAGUGAGUAGCUUUUUUUUUUUUUACCCUCAAUGAUCUAUUAAGCAGAUAAGAAUUUAAGGCUGCUGGUGAAUGAGUGUUUCUUAAGUGGCUAUAAAAAAAGAUUGGUUCUCUUCACAGCCCCUCCCCUCUUGCUUUGCUCAUUAUCCUCAUAUCUCCCACAAUUUCAGAGAGAACUAGAGAUGGGAAAUUGUCAAGCCAUUGAUGCAGCAACACUUGUGAUACAACACCCAAGUGGGAAAGAAGACAAAUUGUAUUGGCCUGUAACUGCUAGAGAGAUUAUGAAGAUGAAUCCUGGUCACUAUGUUGCUCUUCUCAUCUCUACUACCAUGUUUACACCAAAUGAAAGUAAUAACAACAAUCAAACAAGCAAUGAAACCAGUAGUAAUUCGGUUCGUUUAACUCGAAUCAAGCUUCUUCGCCCAGCUGACAUGCUUGUUCUUGGCCAAGUUUACAGACUCAUCACUACUCAAGAGGUCAUGAAAGGUUUAUCAGCAAAGAAACAAGCAAAAGUUAAACAAAGUCAGUUAGAAGCAGCUGAUAAGCCAGACAGAAGGAAACAACGUACAACCAGAAGUUCAGAUGCAGCAGCAGCAGCAGCUGGAAGAUCUGUUUCUGAAGAUCAAAUUCAGGCUAACAAACAUGAGAAAAACAACCGACCAAGGACAAGUACGUCGACAACCUCGGCCACAGCCAGAUCAAGAACAUGGCAACCUUCAUUGCAUAGCAUCUCAGAAGCUGGAAGCUAAUCAUUUAUGUUUCCUAUUUCCCACAUGCUAUUGAGAGACAGGGUGGCACAGAUUGUCCUAAGGCUCUUUAAGCUUCUCCUAAGAGGAAAAAAAAAAAAAGCAAAAAAGGAGAGAUAGGCCAAAUGAGCCUUUUAAUUCAAGAAAAAUUCUUCACCAACACGUUACUGAUAAUGAUAUUAGGAUGGUGGCUGUAAAAGAGUUGUUUAAAACUUUUUCUUCAAUCUUGGGGGAAAAAAAGAGAACCAAAACUGUGUGCAUAAGAAAGCAGGGUGGGUAUAUAGUGAAAACCAGUUGAGAUUCUUCAAACAUCUUUGUAAAUUCAUAGUCUUUUUCACCAAUUAAAUGAGAUUUGAGCAGAAAAAGAUAGCUCAGUUUUUUUCUUC
Cucumis sativus (cucumber) is the source of this 1322-nucleotide messenger RNA. RefSeq lists its product as uncharacterized. The transcript is spliced from 3 exons. Bases 373 to 939 code for a protein of 188 amino acids. NCBI's taxonomy places the organism in Eukaryota, Viridiplantae, Streptophyta, Magnoliopsida, Cucurbitales, Cucurbitaceae. The record is from RefSeq and is a predicted model, not a curated record.